CGACAAGGAAAACGUCUAUAAAGAUUAAGGCAUGUGUAUCAUGAUUUAGAACUCGCGUCAAUCAAUAAACAACAUCAGCAUUAUCAGUAGUUUCAUCUCUUUUGCGUUUCAAUCUAAGCAUUCAUAGAGUGCUUAUCAAGUUUCACAUAGCAAACUUAAAAGCAUUCUCUUAAAUCUUCAACACCAUGUCUGCUCGUUCCAACAACACUGUGGUCAUCAUCGGCUCCGGCCCGGGUAUUGGUUCCCACACCGCCUCCAUUUUCGCUUCCAAGCGAUUUAACAAAGUUGCUCUUGUGGCUAGAAAUCCUGCCCAAUUAGAAAAGGACGCAGCUUUUGUGAGCAGCGCCGCCCCAGGACAGGUUCAAGUCAAAACCUAUCCUACCGACAUCAUCGAUAGCAAGAAGUUGGCCACUACUCUUGCACAAAUCAAGAAUGAUUUGGGAACUCCCGAGUUUAUCUUAUUCAACGCUGCUAUUAUAGCUCUAACUCCGCUAUUGGAGUUCAACGACGAGGGCAUUGUGCAAGAUUUCCAAAUCUCCACUAUUGCUCUGUACAACACUGCCAAGUGGGCUAUCCCAGAACUUUCUGCCGUGGCUAAGCAAGAUCCCACGGCUAAGCCGACACUUAUGGUGACGAACUCUCACCUUCCUGAGACUCCGAUUGCCGACCUAUUCUCUCUCUCUCUUACCAAGGCUUCUCAGAAGAACUUGACCCUCUCCCUUCGCGAAAAAUUUGCCUCUCAGGGUAUUCACAUCUGUUUACUUGCUGUCGCUGGAACAGUUGGUGAUGAAAACCCCAACCUCAACAACAAAAACGUUGCUAGCAAGGCCUGGGAUUUGUACAACCAGGAAAAGAGUGCCUGGACUGAGGAGAUUAGAAUUAACCCAUAAGCAAGCUGCAAUUGGUUAAUAGCAAAAUAGUAGACAAAUAGUUAUCUAUAGAAAUUUUCAAAA
Trichoderma asperellum CBS 433.97 is the source of this 953-nucleotide messenger RNA. RefSeq lists its product as uncharacterized. NCBI's taxonomy places the organism in Eukaryota, Fungi, Ascomycota, Sordariomycetes, Hypocreales, Hypocreaceae. The record is from RefSeq and is a predicted model, not a curated record.